GCAUGAAAGCCGAGACUAAGCUAAGCUACCUACAGUUUAUGAAACUCCAUGUCAUAGGUAGUAGUCACUGAGCACUCUCUUGCCAUUGAGAUGGUAUCAACAAUCUCUGAUACUUUUUUUUUUGUCUUUUCACGUCAAUCAAAUAAAAUAACAAACAACAAUUUCCUCCAAAGUGACACUAUAAAAACUCAUCGGCUUACUUGGAAGCUCGAUCAGUUACACCCCCUCCUUGUGAAAUAAUGGCACACUCCCACUCCCACGACGGCUCAGCACCUCACUCCCACUCACAUGAUGGCAGCACCUUCAACGCUCAGGAGCACGGCCACAGCCAUGAGAUUCUCACAGGUCCCGGCAGCUAUCUCGGCCGCGAGAUGCCCAUAGUCGAAGGCCGUGACUUUUCUGAACGUGCCUUUACCAUUGGUAUUGGCGGCCCCGUCGGCUCGGGCAAGACAGCCCUGAUGCUCGCCCUCUGCCUGGCACUGCGCGACACGCACUCCCUCGCGGCCGUGACCAACGACAUCUUCACGCGCGAGGACGCCGAGUUCCUGACGCGCAACAAGGCGCUCCCGCCGUCCCGCAUCCGCGCCAUCGAGACGGGCGGCUGCCCGCACGCCGCCGUGCGCGAGGACAUAUCCGCCAACCUGGCCUGCCUCGAGGACCUGCACCGGACCUUUGGCGGCGUCGACCUGCUGCUGAUCGAGAGCGGCGGCGACAACCUGGCCGCCAACUACAGCCGCGAGCUGGCGGAUUUCAUCAUCUACGUCAUCGACGUCUCGGGCGGCGACAAGAUCCCCCGCAAGGGCGGGCCCGGAAUCACGCAGAGCGACUUGUUGGUCGUCAACAAGACCGACUUGGCCGAGAUUGUCGGGGCGGAUCUCGGCGUCAUGGAGAGGGAUGCGAGGAAGAUGAGGGAGGGUGGCCCCACCGUCUUUGCCCAGGUCAAGAAGUCGGUCGGCGUCGACCACAUUGUCAACCUGAUCCUCAGCGCUUGGAAGGCGAGCGGUGCCGAGGAGAUCGCCAAGGCGAAUGGCGGCCCGAGGCCUACAGAGGGGUUGGAGGAGUUGACUGCUUCCACUUGAAUGUGGAGAAAAAGGGGAUGAUGUUGAAGGAAAUCAAAGGUAUUUUUUUGUUCACUAUCCAAUAGACUUUGGCAUAGAGGACGGAGAAAAAGACAAACAAAAAAGAAAUCAAG
Molecule: messenger RNA, 1192 nt
Organism: Pyricularia grisea
Lineage: Eukaryota; Fungi; Ascomycota; Sordariomycetes; Magnaporthales; Pyriculariaceae
Exons: 2
Coding region: 240-1079 (279 amino acids)
Molecular function (GO): nickel cation binding; GTPase activity
Source: RefSeq, a predicted model, not a curated record